Molecule: messenger RNA, 348 nt
Organism: Cooperia oncophora
Lineage: Eukaryota; Metazoa; Nematoda; Chromadorea; Rhabditida; Trichostrongylidae
Source: the annotation of a GenBank genome assembly
AUGAUCAUACUCCGUUUUCAGUUCACGCAACUCUCGCACCUGCAACAGCAUAUUCGUACGCAUACCGGAGAAAAACCGUACAAAUGCAAGUAUACUGGUUGUGAAAAAGCUUUCUCGCAACUCAGCAAUCUACAAUCGCAUUCACGAUGCCAUCAAACCGACAAGCCCUUCAAGUGCAAUAGCUGCUAUAAGUGUUUCUCAGACGAGCAGAGCUUACUGGAACACAUCCCAAAACAUAAGGAGUCAAAACACUUGAAGCCUCCAAAGAGGGUCAAGGAAUUUCUCAGGAAUCCGGCCGACGGCCACGUUCCAGUGCCAGCUUCUCACCCUAUGAGGUGUAAAAUGUGA